Messenger RNA from Colletotrichum truncatum, 3015 nucleotides. Its product is annotated as AMP-binding enzyme. The record is from RefSeq and is a predicted model, not a curated record. Lineage: Eukaryota; Fungi; Ascomycota; Sordariomycetes; Glomerellales; Glomerellaceae.
AUGCACAAACAACUGGCCAGAGAAUCGGCAUCAGGUCCGGUUGGGCUGGACACCCUCCCCUUCACACAAGGACCACUAGCCAAACCCCAACAUCCCACUGUCACAGCUGCUUUCUAUCAUCAUGCAGAAACUCAGCCUGAUGUCACUGCAGCUCGUGACCUAUCGGCACCGCAGACCAAAGAGAUCACCUACGGCGAUCUCGCCCACCAAGCCAACCAGCUGUCUCGGAAGCUCACAACGCUCGGAGUCAAGCCCGGAGACCGCGUUCCGCUGGUGGUAAAGCGAGGUAUUGACAUGCUGGUUGGUAUUAUCGCCAUCUUGUCGUGCGGUGCUCAGUAUGUGCCACUAGACGGCGGCGUCGUUCCCGACUCUACGCUGCGCUUCGUCCUCCAGCAGGCCAGUGGCAAACAUGUUCUAUGCCUCAAAUCAACAAAAGCUCGUUUAGAGACUCUGGGGCUGGCCUCCAGCAUCCUGGUCAUUGACGAGGAUCGGGAGAACAUCGCCAGGGAUACGCAAAUUCUACCUUAUCAGGAUUUAGCUGAGACACAUCACGGCUGUUAUGUGAUCUACACAUCCGGUACGACCGGUACACCCAAGGGAGUGGAUGUCACACACAAAAAUGUGACUAACUUAGUGUGCCUUUCGCCCGGAAACCUGGGUAUGUCACCCGGAACCCGAGUGGGUCAGGUAUUGAACAUUAGUUUCGAUAUGGCGGCAUGGGAGAUGCUGGGUUGCCUUUGCAACGGAGGAACACUGAUCCUCAGAGGCUCCAAGUGGGAGCCUUGUAUCCGAGAGAUCCAAGUCUUGAUCUGCACACCUAGCAUCUUGGCCAAAUAUGAUCCUCGUGAAUAUCCUAGCAUCAGAGUUGCUGCAACCGCCGGCGAACCGAGCUCUCAGAGACUCGCCGAUCUCUGGGCCACUCACGCUAAAUACUACAAUUGUUGCGGGCCUACCGAGACCACUAUCGUCAAUACCAUGCAUUUGCACCAACCGGGGCAAACUUUGACCAUUGGGAAGCCGACCCCGAACAACACUGUAUACAUCCUUGACGAUCAGGGCAACGCAACCGACGUCGGUGAGGCUGGCGUGAUGUGGGCCGGCGGCCAUGGCAUUUCCCGGGGUUAUGUCUCCCUUCCGGGGAAGACAGCCGAGAGAUACAAGCUAGAUCCAUUUGCCGAUGAUGGGUCUAUGAUGUAUAACACCGGGGAUCUGGGUCGUUGGAGACAAGACGGCUCAAUUGAAAUUCUGGGAAGAGUUGACGAUCAAAUCAAAAUAAAGGGCUUUCGGGUUGAGCUUGACGGAGUCACCACCUCCCUGAACACCUGCCCCGUUGUGUCGAGAGCAGCGGUUUUGUUCAUUGAUAACGAGCUUCACGGUUUCAUAGCGCCUAGAGACUGUGAUCUUGACACAAUCCAAGUUCAUAUCCGAGCUCGCCAGCCAUACUACGCCAUCCCAAGCAAGUUCCACUUUGUCGACUCCUUGCCUCUAACCUCCAAUGGCAAAGUAGACAAGCGAGCGUUGAAGGAUAUGGUUACCAACGAAACUCCCCUCAAGGGGGAGACAAUUACGAGUAUCAGAAAGAUCGACUCAAAUCAUUCUCUCUCCACCGACGGCCAAUCUACUGCCGUGGACGAGAGCUCACAGUCUUCCGCAUCCAGCUUCACGGAAGUCGACGAGAAGCCUGACCUGGGCCGUGACAUACCUGCCAAAACACAUGGGAAACCGGUCCGUGGCUUCAUUCACCGCAUUGCAAUUGUGUAUCGCCGCUUGUUUACGAUUGUCGGUCUUUUCAACAUUGCAGCUGUUAUUAGUCUUCUUUUCGCUGGUUUCAAGAGAGAAUGGCUCGCGAAUCUCACGGCAAUCAACCUGGUCGUCGCAGUCCUCAUCCGCCAGGACUUCGUCGUCAACGCUCUUUACACAAUCACCUGCUCUGUCCCGAAGUCGUGGCCGCUUAGCAUCAGAAAGAGAUGUGCUAAGAUUAUUCACCUUGGAGGAGUCCACAGCGGAGCAGCCGUCUCGGCUGGUGCCUGGCUUCUCGCAUCAAACAUCAGUGAUGAAGUUUGCCAGUUGACAGAUUGCCCCAACUGGGGUUACCAGUCCACCGCCUCAAAGGUCAUCUCAUGGAUGCUUACUGGUCUGUUUACUAUUACAAUUGGCCUCGCUUGGCCCUCAUUCAGAAAGAAGCACCAUGACAUAUUUGAGAUGACGCAUCGCUUCGUUGGAUGGACCAUGCUCGGAAUGUUUUGGGCCCAAACCGUACUCGCUGCCAACGACGGAAAAGAACCGUCGAUGUCCUUGGGAGAAGCCUGCCUUCGAACCCCUGGCCUCUGGUUGCUUGCAAUUGCGACCCUAAGCAUUGCGACCUCCUGGUUCUUUCUCCGAAAGGUUCCUGUGGAUGCCGAAGUACUCUCUAAUCACGCUAUCAGGCUGCACUUUGACUAUACUGUCCCUGUCAACGGCACAGCUUCCAAACUAUCGAUGCGGCCUCUCCUUGAAUGGCAUUCUUUUGCCACCAUCCCGGCGCCCGAGAGCGUGGGGCAGCGACCGAAGGGAUACUCUCUCGUAGUGUCUAAUGCGGGCGAUUGGACCAAAAAUUGCAUCGAGAAACCACCUACUCACAUCUGGGUACGGGGAGUGCCUACUUGUGGAGUCAUGCGCAUUGCAACUUGCUUCAACCGGGUUGUUGUCAUCGCGACUGGGUCUGGUAUUGGGCCCCUCCUUGGGCACAUUCAGGAACCUAGCUGCGCGACGCAGUUGAUUUGGUCCACCCCAAAGCCUGAGCAAACUUUCGGAAAAGAAAUGCUUGAUUCCAUCAAGGCCAAAAUUCCAAAUGCGGUGAUUCAUGAUACGAAACUUCUUGGCCGACCUGACUUGGUCAAGAUGGGGUACAACUUGGCAAAGAGCUUUCAAGCAGAGGCGGUUAUCAUUAUCGCAAAUGAGAAGAUCACGAAGAAGGUGGUAUAUGGUCUUGAAACCAGAGGAAUCCCCGCAUAUGGCGCUAUUUGGGAUUCUUGA